Bacidia gigantensis is the source of this 615-nucleotide messenger RNA. RefSeq lists its product as uncharacterized. Gene Ontology annotation, cellular component: cytoplasm. The transcript is spliced from 2 exons. The record is from RefSeq and is a predicted model, not a curated record. The coding region runs from base 1 to 615 and encodes 204 amino acids. Lineage: Eukaryota; Fungi; Ascomycota; Lecanoromycetes; Lecanorales; Ramalinaceae.
AUGUCCUACACUGUUAUCUCCUCCGGUCCCUCUCCGUACGCCCGCAAAAUCCGCAUUGCUCUCUUAGAGAAAGACAUUCCCUUUACGCUGAAGACCGAAACACCAUGGCACAGCUCUACUGAAACCCCGCUUUACAACCCUUUGGAAAAGCUCCCAAUCCUGAUCUCGCCAGACGGCAAAGACGCCGUCUAUGAAUCCCACUAUAUCCUAGAAUGGCUCGAGGCUCGAUUUCCAAGUCAGACACCAUUGCUGUCGAAGGACACAGACGAAGCCUUAUUGGCGAAGCAGAUCGAGGUCGUAGCAGACGGCGGAGAGGGGAAGAGAAGUGAUGAAUGGGCGGCACGGCAGCAGAGGAAGAUUGAUGGAGGGUUUCGGGCACUAGCAGAGUGGUAUGGGGAAGGUGAGGGCAAAGAAUUCUUCGUUGGAGGGAAAUUUGGGCUUGCAGAUGUGGCAGCUGGGAGUUUGAUGGGGUGGUUGAAGAGUCAAUUUCCGGACCUGGAAUGGAGGAGGAAGUAUCCGAAGUUGGAGAGAUAUCUGGAUCGAUUGGAGGAGAGGGAGAGUUUCAAGAAGAGCCGCCCGGGAGGGAUGGAUUUGGAGAUUGAGAAGAUUGUAUGA